UCUUAUGUUUUUGUUGGUCCAUAUCUUUUUUCUCCCUCUCCCCUAAUCGACAAGAGUGCAUCCUUUAUCCUAGCUCAAAUAACCAUCAAUUCUAUUCGAGAAUUUUUUUGCUCAACAAAGAAGUGAAACCUUCCAUGAUUAAUAGGUCCUUGUGCGCCAAGUGGGGGCUGGUUGAAGGCUACAUAUUAAAACUCUGAUUUUUGUGAAUCGUAGUGUAUAGUGUAGGCUGUUUUGUACUCCUUCCGUUCCUAAUUGAUAGUCCCUUUCCAAAUAGAAAUUUGAUAGAAUUCCAAAAGUCUCUCAUGUGAAUACAAAUGGUGCUAAAUAGGUAAAAUAUAUGGGUAAUGGUGAAAAUUUUAUUAAUCUUCUCAAUUGUUAAAUAAUUAAUGUUUAAUUUUUAGUAUUGGAUUUUUGCUUCAAAAUGAGUUUCUCGAGAAUCUUUUGGAUGAUUUCUACGAAAAUCAUCUUCCAAGUCUAUUGUCCACAUUUGAAUAUCAGGAGAUGCUUGGUUUAUUUAAAUAUGUCUCGGUGGAGGAGUUUUUAGAAGCCUAUGCAAGACUUCCAAUUGGGAAAGUAGAAGAUUUUUAUUCUCUUAUGCGUCAGAAUGGCAUACAGGUUGAUACAGAGGUAACUACUUGCCUACUAAAGAGUCCACUUGCGCGGAUGAUCCCACGCUGCACACGAGAUAAGUGGAUUAAAGCGAAUUGUGAUGCUGGGUUCGAGGAAGUAGAGGGAAGGGAAGUCAUUUGUGUUGGUGCAAUUGUUUUUACAUGCCCCAAUGGUAAAGUUAAAGGGUAUCGAAGAGUGCAGUUUUAUGAUGUUCACUGCCCAAGUUUCGCAGAAUUCAGGGGGUUUGAAUUGGCGAUUGAUGAAUCAAUUCUGCGCAAAUACAACAAAGUGCUUAUAGAAAUGGAUUCUAACAAUGUGGUGAAUGCUUUGCGGGGAGGGUUGACCUUCCCAACAAAACGUUGGGAUGAUUAUAGGAAUCUUCCCCUGAAGUCGAUGAAGGAUUAUGAGAUAUGUCAUAUUCCUAGGAAAGGAAAUGAGCUAGCCGACUUGUUGGUGCGGAUUGCGAAGUUUGAAGUUAAAAAACUCCUUUUAGAUAAGAGACUGGGACCUUAAUUGCGUUUCCAUGAACUGCACAAUGGUUUCCGCAGAAGUACCCAAAAAUGAAACCUGAGAUAAAGCUCUUUCUAUGACAUCAUCAACUGCUUUCUUUGAUUCAUCAUCAUCAUAAAAGUACAUAGUUUCGAAUAUCAUCAUCAAAAGCUCCCUGUGGACAAGUUGUGGAAGGAUUUUGAGAGACUUGUAGAUCAUAAUGAACAACGGAAGCCGACGUUCAAGGUUAAUACCAAACAAAAUAAGUUGAAUUUAAUAUAUAUAUAU
Molecule: messenger RNA, 1386 nt
Organism: Rhododendron vialii
Lineage: Eukaryota; Viridiplantae; Streptophyta; Magnoliopsida; Ericales; Ericaceae
Exons: 2
Coding region: 502-1122 (206 amino acids)
Molecular function (GO): nucleic acid binding; RNA-DNA hybrid ribonuclease activity
Source: RefSeq, a predicted model, not a curated record